GCCGCCCACAGCGGUUCGAAGAUUGCAUGAUAGCGAAACUCUCGGAUCAAAUAGCGUUUUAAAGAUUGGUGUAACCACACUCUUCCACCAGAAUGGCUGAUUCAGAGAAUACCAAGAUAAAAUCCAAAACCAAAGCUUCUAAAGUCACAAAAAGAAAAUCUCAAGAGAAAGAUCAUGUAGAAGCUGCAGAAGAAGCAAAGCCAGAGGAAACUCUGAAAGUAGAAAAUAUGGAAGAGGAGCUUGAGACGAUUGAUAAAGUGAAUACAUCAGACAGUGUUGCCGUUAACAUUGAUGACAAUGUCAGCAAGUCCACUACAUUCAGUGGAGGUAAAACUGUUCAUGAAGACAAAGAUGCAGGUACGACCACAGUCAUUACCACCACAUCUACCACAACAUAUGGAUAUGAAGAAAGAGACUUUGAUAAUAUAGAUCCUAAAGAAUACGGCAUUGACAUUGAAGAUGAACCUGAAUAUCAAUAUGAACCUCCUAAGACCGAUGAUCUACCAGACUUGUAUAAGCUGAUUGAUUCACUUGAGAAAGGCGACACCGAAUUGGAAGUGGACAGGGAACCGCCAUUACUGUUUGCAAAACCUGAACAUGAACCGCAGUAUAAAAAAAUUAAAGAGUUGACUUUGGAAAUGGAAGAUGAAGAAAUUGAUGCCUAUGUGACUGACUUUGACACUGAUAUAAAAGACCAAGCAGUGAUGAUAGCUGAUGUGUCAUUAGAAGAAAUACAAGAUCAUGAACGGCGUUUGCGAGACGAACACAUUUCAUACCAGCAACAGGAGAUGCUAGUAGCCAAAAGACGACAUGAGGCCAUCGCUAUGAAAGAAGAAAAAGCCAAGAAGCGUAUCAUCACAUUACUGAAAGAAAAAAAGAAAGAAUUAGCCAAGCGUGAGGAACUGGCACUACAGCGUGAGAGACUGCAGCAAGAUGCGUUACACAAGACAUUCCGUAGAUCAGAACACCAACUCCUGAGAGCUUUGGAGAUCAGGAAAGGUGAAGUAAAGACCAUGUACGGUGAUUUGACUUUGGCUGAUGGUCAGUAUGGCGGUUCAAAGGGAAGACGAUGGAAAGUUGAUUGGACUAGAACACCACAACCGAUCCAGAUUAAAUUGAAAUGCCUGCGAGGAGUCCGUGAUAAGUUACCAGGUGGUCGAUACGUCCUAAUGGUGUCGUUAUACGAUCGUCUUGGUGGUCAUAUCUUAAGAUGGUCAAGGUUGAAAGGUCAACAGUGGGGUGGAGCUACGCUACCACUGACUCAUGAUGGGAAAUUUUAUAAUAUUGAAAUGAAGCUUGAUCAGAGCGUGUUCACCGUGUGUCCAUCCAAACCUGAUGUGCGUCCUGGCAUGAUUUUGAUGUUUGAGUUAUUUUUAUUACGCGGUUCGCUAUUACCGGUUGACAAGGUGGUUGGAUGGGGUGUGUUUCCUAUAUGUGAUGCCCAGUUCAACAUCAUUGAUGGAAAGUACAAAGUACCGUUUUUACGAGGUGAGAUGGAUCCACGUAUUGAGAAACACGAGACGAUAGAGAAAUUAAUAGCAUCUGACAUUGACCAUUGGUUGUGUAAUUUAUAUAUUGAAGUUGUUAAACUACAAAGAUAUUUAGCUGGUCAGAAGGAGUAUGAAGUGGAGCUACAGUUCUCAUCCAGUAUUUUGAGUUUUCCUGAUAGAAUCAAAGGAGCUGAAGACCCAGUGGAUGGAGAACUACCUGUUGCUGGAUCUAGACCAGAUCUCAAUUCACUUGAAGGUAUUAAUAGCAAUGGUUCUAAAGUGAGUUUGGGGGAUACCAGUAAUCCAUCCAAUGACAGCGCAAAGAAAUUCCCCACUGGUAGUGAUGAUAGUAUCAACAAGAAAGCAAUCAAGGAAUCUGAUGUGUCAGUUUCAGCUGACGGUUUACGUCAACGAUCUGCGGGUAGUGGUGUCCGUCCAAUUACCGUGAUAGGAUCACGUAAAAUCAUGGAAAAAACUGAAAAGAUUGAGUCUGAUAACGAGUCUGAAUAUGAUGAAGAGGCUGCUUACUUACUGAAGAAACAAGAAGAUUUCAUUGCUGUGGCUGGAGAGCAAGGUGUCUAUUACAAGAAACACAUGAAUAAUCCUAUAGACGUGUACACCAAGAAGUUCAAACCAUUCUCCACCAAAGGUCAUUUAGAAAGUCGAGGUCAUGAGAGAUUGGAGUAUGUGUCUCGUCAGUUCUUAGCAGAGUUGGGUUUCUCUCAGUGGCGAUCACGUGAAUUCUGGGGCAUGAUGAUAAUGUUACUGUUGGUAUGGUUCCUGCGGAUGUACAUACAUUACGUUGGACAGUGGGUCUUCUUGAAUCUCAUUGUCAUUCCAAUCAACAAGUUUGACUUUCUUCCAUAUACUGUAAGUCUCAACUAUCAACAGAGUCUGUUAUACACACGUGAGGAGAUUGCCGUCGUUCUGAUUGGCCCAUUCACCAAUAUAUUUAUUCUGAUUUUAUUGGUGUGUGUCUCGUGGCUGUCCCAGAGAGUACUCGGUUCCUACCCUGGAUUAGGAUCUAAGUUUACCAUGGCUUAUGGGAUAAUGACAUUCCUGGAUCCAAUAUUUAUACUACUUAUCGACGCUAUCAUUGGGACAGUGGUGUAUACAAGUGGAGAUGACCCCAUAGCUGAUGCAUCUAAGUUAUAUUAUAACUUUGUGAGAAUUCAGAAUAAUGGUUUAGUUGGAAUAUUUAUGACGAUAUUCCUCUACUUAUUCUGCAUGUUUACAACCGUUGUCAUUGUCUAUAUGUACUUCUUACGGUUACAUAACAAUGGCCGUAUGUUGGAUACUUUCCAUCGUUUGCAUGGUCUCAGUGAGGAGUUCUUUGUUCCAUAUGAUUUGGAAUUAAGUGUCCACGAACUGACCUAUAUUGUGAAGAAAGCUGAGCAAUGGCGAGGUGAAGAAGGGGAAAGGCAAAAGACUGCAGUGUAUGACUAUGUAUGGGAAGAGGAAUCGGUAGAGGAAGUAGUCUGGGAUGCUAAUGGUGAACACAGACAAGUAAAACAAGGAAGACGUGAAAUUACUUCCCACGUGUCUAUACAUAAAAUACAUUUAGAUGGACUCCGAGAAUUAUUCCGUCAUUUUCUGAGACUACCAGAUGGAGCUAUUGUUGAGGUAUUUGGUGAAAUGGGCAUCACUGGCAUGGAUAAAGAUAUGAAGAAAGCCUUAACGAAAGGGGCACAGGGAGUUGAGAACUUGAUGGGUUCUCAGUACAGUCUCAGUAAACUACGAAAUCGUCGUCGUAAAACAGCUGGUGGUCUUGGUUCAACAGAACUUAGGGCUGCAUUAGGUGAAACAAGUGGUCUUGAUGAAGAUGAUGUUGAUGAAAAGAAACCUUCAGCUUGAGUCUCUGUAGUUAUAGUGAACAGUUUUGAUCACAAAUAAUGCCUAACUUGGUCACAAAAAAUGCUUAACUUUGAUCACAAAUAAUGCCUAUCUUUGAUCACAAAUAAUGCCUAUCUUUGAUCACAAAUAAUGCCUAACUGGGUCACAAAAAAUGCCUAUCUUUGAUCACAAAUAAUGCCUAUCUUUGAUCACAAAUAAUGCCUAACUGGGUCACAAAAAAUGCCUAUCUUUGAUCACAAAUAAUGCCUAUCUUUGAUCACAAAUAAUGCCUAUCUUUGAUCACAAAUAAUGCCUAUCUUUGAUCACAAAUAAUGCCUAACUGGGUCACAAAAAAUGCCUAACUUUGAUCACAAAUAAUGCCUAUCUUUGAUCACAAAUAAUGCCUAUCUUUGAUCACAAAUAAUGCCUAACUUGGUCACAAAUAAUGCCUAUCUUUGAUCACAAAUAGUUUCUAAAUUUAUCACAUUUAAUGCCCAACUAUUGUUAUUACAGUAUGUGUAAUACACCUCCCCUCCCGAAUAUUUGUUUUUCUGUAGAGAUUUAUUUUGUAUUAUAUUUAUUAGCUGCAAACCUUCAAGUUAGACACGUCAUAAAUUUGGAUUUCAGUUACACCAAUAUUGAAAGACCAAGACACAAGGAUCCCGAGUUAACCAAAACACAAUGAACCAAGA
This is a messenger RNA of Saccoglossus kowalevskii, 4015 nucleotides long. RefSeq lists its product as uncharacterized. NCBI's taxonomy places the organism in Eukaryota, Metazoa, Hemichordata, Enteropneusta, Harrimaniidae. The record is from RefSeq and is a predicted model, not a curated record.